AUGGCUUGGGAAGAACCUCGCAAAACGGGCAUGCAGUACCGUCGCCUUGGAAACUCGGGGCUGCAUGUUUCAGUCCUUGGUCUAGGAGGAUGGCUGACAUUUGGUGGCCACGUCGAAAAUGAGGGCACAUUCUCCAUUAUGAAGACUGCCUACGAUAACGGCAUCAACUUUUUCGACACUGCCGAGUCUUAUGCUGGAGGACAAUCUGAAAUUAUCAUGGGCCAGGCGAUUAAGAAGUUUGGCUGGAACCGCAACGAUCUCGUGAUUUCGACGAAGCUGAACUGGGGUGGGGCAAACGGAGAGGUGCUGAUCAACAACCAUGGUCUCUCACGUAAACACAUUGUCGAGGGUCUUCGCGCGUCUCUCAAGCGCAUGGAUCUCGAAUAUGUCGACAUCGUGUAUGCGCAUCGCCCGGAUCGCCUGACGCCCAUGGAAGAAACUGUCCGCGCCUUCAACCACGUGAUUGAGCAAAAGGGCUGGGCUUUGUACUGGGGUACUUCUGAAUGGUCUGCCGAUGAGAUUGCCGAAGCGUGUGGUAUCGCGAAGCAAUUGGGUCUCAUUGCACCAAUCGUUGAGCAGCCGCAGUACAAUCUCCUGGAGAGGAAGAAGGUCGAAGGCGAGUUUCAGCGACUCUACUCACGCUUCGGCAUUGGUCUUACCACCUUUUCGCCUCUCAAGUUUGGUCUCCUCAGUGGAAAGUACAACGACAGCCCAGACGCACCUCCAGCAGGAUCAAGAUUCGCAGAAGGCAAAGACCGAUUUGUCAGCAGCAUGCGGGAUAGCUACGGAAACAGCGAAUGGACAAAUAUGAUUAACAGCGCAAAAGCUCUGAAGCCCGUCGCCGAUAGCCUUGGUGUCAGUCAAUCGCAGCUUUCGCUCGCGUGGUGCUUGAAGAACCCAAAUGUCUCUGCAGUCAUUACAGGCGCUUCCCGACCAGAGCAGGUUAUUGACAACUGUGCGGCUUUGAAGAUUAUGAACAAGCUUACACCAGAGGUCAUGGCCAAGAUUGAUGAGAUUGUUGGCGAGAUUAAGCUGGAUCCUGCGCGUCAAGACUAG
This is a messenger RNA of Exserohilum turcica Et28A, 1056 nucleotides long. RefSeq lists its product as uncharacterized. The record is from RefSeq and is a predicted model, not a curated record. The transcript is spliced from 4 exons. Lineage: Eukaryota; Fungi; Ascomycota; Dothideomycetes; Pleosporales; Pleosporaceae. The coding region runs from base 1 to 1056 and encodes 351 amino acids.